GCAAGCCAACAGGCUGGCGGCUGGAGCAGGGCUUGCCCGGGCGUGUUGGAGCUGCAGGUUCCCUGGACGCCACGUGCUGGCGUGAGAAGACUCGCGGGGCUUUCAGGCUGCUGCCCCGUAGGCAGAUUACCUCCCAGACCUCCCUUGCCCUGAGCGGUGAGCUGAUUGGGAUGGUGGCCCGGGAAGCUCCAGAGUCUGCCCAGUGCCUGUGCCCUUCCCUGGCCAGCCUGAAUGCCAAGGAUGUGCUUCGGAGGAAACACAAGAGGAAGAGCCGACAGCACCAGCGGUUCCUGGCCCGGAAGGCCUUGCUGCAGGAGCAUGGGUUGCGGAGCACACCCCCGGAGCCAGGAUCCUCCCCAGGCACCGAAGCCGCCAGUAGUGUGAGGCAGCGUCCAAGGGCUGAAUCUGGAGGUGCCCCAUGCAGCAGAAAGCCCACCCCCAGAGAAUCUGCUGGGCCCUUGCCCAGCAAGUGCGUGGCUAUCGACUGUGAGAUGGUGGGCACGGGACCCCGAGGGCGGGUGAGUGAGCUGGCCCGCUGCUCCGUGGUGAGUUACCACGGCGAGGUCCUCUACGACAAGUACAUCCAGCCUGAGAUGCCCAUCGUGGACUACCGCACUCGCUGGAGCGGCGUCACCAGGCAGCACAUGCGCAAGGCCAUCCCCUUCCAGGUGGCCCAGAAAGAGAUCCUCAAGCUCCUGAAGGGCAAGGUGUUGGUGGGGCACGCCCUGCACAAUGACUUCCAGGCCCUCAAGUACAUCCACCCUCGGGGCCAGACCCGGGACACCACUUAUGUCCCCAGCCUCCUCAGCCAGCCCAGCCUCCACGCCCGGACCCGCGUCUCUCUCAAGGACCUGGCCCUGCAGCUGCUGCACAAGAAGAUCCAGGUGGGCCAGCACGGGCACUCGUCGGUGGAAGACGCCGUGACGGCCAUGGAGCUCUACCGGCUGGUGGAGGUGCAGUGGGAACAGCAGGAGGCCAGCAGCCUCCAACCUCACCCUGAGGACAGAGAGCCCGACAGCAGCACAGACAUGGAGCAGUACAUGGAGGACCAGUACUGGCCGGAGGACCCGGCCCAGGGCGCCAGCAGAGGAACAGGGGAGGCACCGGGCAGAACAGAGUGAGGCAAGAGAAGCUCCACUGGGGAGCGGGGACCAGGAGUGGCUGGGGCCGGAUGCCACCAGUGUCCCCCAGGGCCUAAAGUGUUGGGACCAUCUGCCCACAGCACAGUCCCCGAUUCUGUGGUUUUGCUGAUGGCACUUUAUAGGCACCAUGAAAAUGGCAGGUGGGCUAGCUGCUAGAGCCCAGCAGGAGUAGGGGAUGCGCCGGCAGACUUCCCACCCCCAGGCUGUGCUCUCUAAAGGGAUGAUCUCUCCCUGCUUGGGGGCGGGGGGUGUGGGUGUCCCUAUUCAAGAAUUCCCUUGUCUCGCCCCAGUGCCCUGGGGUAAAGCUCUCUUCCUGUUGUCACCAUCUACCUCUUCCUCCACAGUCAUUUUCAGGAGAAUAACUACGCCCUGAAGCUACAGAGUUAAGGCCACUCGAGGGUCAUUUUGUCCCUUUCUCUCAGAACUGGAACUCUGGCUGUAGCCAUCGUAGGAGCUGCCAGGCUACAAUGGAAUAGCAGAGACCACAGCUCGUGGGGAGCUGGGUCCUCACUUGCUCACCACCAGAAGUCACCAGGCACUAUUCUGGGAGGAGGGAAGGCAGAUAGGCUUUGGGUGGAGACUGGCAUAUGUAUUUUGACCCAAGCCAGGCAUUCCUCCUGCCCACCCAGCGCUAGGCUCUCUUUAAGCAAAAGCUUGAGAAACAGACAGUCGGUUUUGAAUUCUGGGACCCCUGUGCAGAAUUGCCCACAGGGAUCUUUAUUUAUUGAGAGCAAGGCUACGGGUCUGUAGGGGAGCAGAGGGCGGGUCCACUGGGGCCGGGCCGGGCAUUGACAGCUGUGCAAGCUGUUGCACUCGGGUGGGUGCCCCCAAUCACUGUGGUGGUUGGAUUUCUCCAGAUUUCUAAAAAUGUUCUGUGUCGGGAUUCAUACCCUACCCCUCUUCCUGUUUCCUAAGGGGCAGUUGGGGGUAUUGGGGUAACCCAGAGCUCAGGUCACACAGAACCUUUGAGCCCAUCUUUGCUCAUACCUCAAUAGCUUUGAGACUUAGGCAAGUGUGUGACUUCACUCUUGAGUCUGUUCCCUUGUCUGUAAAAUGGGAUAAUGACACCACUACCUCACAGGGUUGUUAGAGGAUGAAGUGCUGAUGCUUGGCCCAGUGCCUGGCGCCUAGUAAGCCGAGGUCAGUGCGAGCGGCUGUGUUUUAAGGAUCAGUGUUGGGCUUUCCGGGUAACACCUGAACACGCCCUUGCGUGUGAGUGGCUUUGACCCAGACAGGACUGUCUCGUGGCUGUUCCAGCAGGUGGGCCACAGGCCUCUGAGGACAACUCAGAGGUUCCGGGCUCUUCACGGUUCCCCGUUAUGUGUGGAUUUCACGUCAGCCUGAGGCAAGCAGCAGGGCCAGGAAGGGAGAGACACUGAAACCACGCAACGGCAAAAGCCAGGGCCGCAGAUUGUUCUGGAGCUGGCUGAGUCACUGACCACACCUGGCCUGGCUCCAGGACUUUGUUCUGGGUUCCUUAAAUGUCUGUAGCUGAAGCCACACUCUCAGUUGAGAAGUAGCUUUGGUUCUUUGGUCUGUGGGUUGAGGAAGGAUGGAGCUGCUAGCAGUGGGGAGAUGUACUGGGUUUAAAAUCAGCUUUGUUGUAAAACCUGGAAAAAAACUCAAUUGAAAAGUGGGUAAAGCGGCCUUUUCUUUGAAUUCUUCAGCUAGGGUGGGAGGGUGGCUUGGGGGAGGGAUUGUGGAGAUGCUGGGGCGCUGAGUCUUGCUGGGUGCUUUGACCUUUGAGGUGGGCGGCUUUCAAGAUGAUGCUUUGGGAUGUAGCAAGAAAAUACUACAGAAUUUAUAUAGUUUAUUAUUUUUUUUCCUUUAUUUUUUAUUUUUUUUUAACAUCUUUAUUAGAGUAUAAUUGCUUUACAGUGGUGUGUUAGUUUCUGCUUUAUAACAAAGUGAAUCAGCUAUACAUAUACAUAUAGCCCCAUAUCUCCUCCCUCUCGCGUCUCCCUCCCAUCCUCCCUAUCCCACCCCUCUAGGUGGUCACAAAGCACCGAGCUGAUCUCCCUGUGCUACGCAGCUGCUUCCCACUAUAGUUUAUUUUUGAAAAUUUUAUAACUGCCCUAGUAUAGAGCACAAGUUUAUUAAACUUGUUUCUCUUUGAAGGUAUGUACUCACUUUUUUUAUUUUUAAAAACUUUUUUUGGUUUUAAAUAUAAAAUACACAAUAUAAAAUUUACCAUCUUAGCCAUUUUUAAGGGUAGAGUUAAGUAGUGUUAAAUAUAUUCACAUUGUUGUGCAACCCGUCUCCAGAACUGUAUUAUCUUGCAAAACUGAAACUCUAUACUCAUUAAACAAUAGCUCAUUCCCUCCUCCUUCCAACGCCUGGCAACUACUGUUCUUUCUGUUUUUAUGAAUUUGAUUAGGUACCUCAUGUAAGUGGAAUCCUACAGUACUUGCCUUUUUGUGUCUGGCUUAUUUCACUUAACAUAAUGUCCUCAGAGUUUGUCCCUGAAGUUGUAGUAUGUGUCAGAAUUUCCUUCCAUUUUAAGGCUAAAUAAUAAUUCAUUUGGAUGUAUAUGACACCUUUUGUUCAUCCAUCCAUCCAUACAUCAACAGACGUUUGGGUUACUUCUCCCUCUUGGUUAUUGUGAGUAAUGCUACUAUGUCUCUCCAGGACCCUGCUUUCGAUUCUUUUGGGUAUACACCCAGAAGUGGCAUUGCUGGACCAUGGUAAUUGUGUUUGUUUAUUUAUUUUUGGCCACGCCGUGGCUUGCAGGAUCUUAGUUUCCCCCGAUCAGGAAUUGAACCCUGGCCCACAGCAGUGACAGCUCAAGUCCUAACCACUGGACCGCCAGGGAAUUCCCUGUGUUUCUUUUUUUUUUGAGGAAUCUCUAUACUGUUUUACACAGUGGCUGCACCAUUUUACAUUCCCACCAACAGUGCACAAGGGUUCUAAUUUCUCCAUAUCCUCACCAACACUUGUUACUUGUGGUGUUUUUGAUAAUAGUCAUCCUGACAGGUGUGAGGUGAUACCUUGUUGUGGUUUUGAUUUGCAUUUCCCUGAUGAUUAGUAACGUUGAGUAUCUUUUUCACGUAUUUAUUGGUAUAUAGUUUAUUUUUAACUCAUUCUUUUUUAUGUCUGUGUUUUAAAAAAUGUAUCCCAGGGACUUCUCUGGUGGUCCAGUGGUUAAGAAUCCUCCUUCCAAUGCAGGGGACACGGGUUCAAUCCCUGGUUGGGGAACUAAGAUCCCACAUGCCGCAGGGCAACUAAGCCCGCGCGCCGCAACUACUGAGCCCGCACACCUCAUCUAAGAUCCUGUGUGCUGCAACUAAGACCCGACACAGCCAAAAAAGAAAAAAACAGUAUUCCAUAGCACAGUUUGACAUGUUUUAAGUUGAACCACAUUAAAUUGCUGAUAUUUGACU
Molecule: messenger RNA, 4522 nt
Organism: Balaenoptera musculus (blue whale)
Lineage: Eukaryota; Metazoa; Chordata; Mammalia; Artiodactyla; Balaenopteridae
Gene: AEN
Product: apoptosis enhancing nuclease
Exons: 4
Coding region: 171-1121 (316 amino acids)
Cellular component (GO): nucleus
Molecular function (GO): nucleic acid binding; exonuclease activity
Source: RefSeq, a predicted model, not a curated record